AUGUACGUAUCGCAGGACGCCAGCACUUGCAUCCGUGAGGUGUUACCCAAUCAGGAGACACGGUCGUGCCCUGACUAUGAACAGCUCAGCAAUCACCGACAGCUUUUGAGGUAUCUCCACGACGAGAUUGCUCAGCCUAUCGAACGCCCUGAAACCGACUACGUGAUGACUCAAGCUUUCGCCGAAUACAUUCGUUGCUACGCGCCGCAUCACUUUGAUGGCAUCAGUUAUCGCUCUGUGCAGCAUCCCGGCGGGAUCAACUAUGCGCUGUUCGCUAUAGACAAUGCCGAGCGCGUGCGAUCACCUUACAGCCGUCCGGCAUUCGACCUGGUGAUAGCGGCGAUUCCG
This is a messenger RNA of Mesorhabditis spiculigera, 348 nucleotides long. The record is from the annotation of a GenBank genome assembly. Lineage: Eukaryota; Metazoa; Nematoda; Chromadorea; Rhabditida; Rhabditidae.